Trichoderma virens Gv29-8 is the source of this 2775-nucleotide messenger RNA. RefSeq lists its product as uncharacterized. The record is from RefSeq and is a predicted model, not a curated record. The transcript is spliced from 6 exons. NCBI's taxonomy places the organism in Eukaryota, Fungi, Ascomycota, Sordariomycetes, Hypocreales, Hypocreaceae. The annotation marks the transcript as partial. Gene Ontology annotation, biological process: arachidonate metabolic process. Gene Ontology annotation, cellular component: membrane.
AAUAAUUGCAAUCACACAAGAUGGCUAAGGCUAUGGAGAAAAGGGAAGCAUAUUAUGCUAGAAACUUCAGACAGGCCCAGGCAACUGCUCAAGGAUUUCCGAGAUGUAAACGACCCUACUGGGGUUGUUGUAUUGCUCGGUAACCAAACAAAGACACUUGCUAACUUCAAGCCACGAAACAGCCAUAUUGGUCGACAAAAAGCUAAUGGAGAAUACCAUUUAUAUACUUCAUAUCUGCGAAAUAAAAAACCAAUCAUCAUUAGCGAUGGCAACAUUUUAUCCCAUAACAGGUUACCCAGGUCAUGUAAGCUGCAGUCUUGUCAUGAGGUAGUAGAUAGGGUUUUCAUGGAAGAAGAAUCCUCAAUGAGGACUGCUGAAGCAUCAGACAGUGUAUACCAUAGAUUAAUAUCUCCCUUUGCGGACGUGGUCUGCAUCUUUGUGGAAGAUGUCGGAGGCAUCGACAACACAAUACAGCGGCUUAAGGCGUGGACUAGUAAUGGCCAGCCGUCUACACUUUACACCAAACCGGCACUGAUUCUUGUUGUCCCAAGGGGCCAGAAAAUUCAAAUGGAAAAAGCAUUUAAUGCCACUCGUCUGCUCGAUCACUUCCAACGUAUCCGUGUGGUUACCGUUUGCCUUAGCACUCGCAAACUAAGGUCCAGGAGUGUGAAGACAAAGCCGAAGCAGUGUAUUCCGCUUCUCAGAGAGAUAACCAAGUCAUUGGAUAUCGUCCAACAAAGCCGUUCGAGAGCAGGCACGCUUUUCUCAGCUCGACAUAUUGCCGAGUUUCUCUUCACUGCAUCAAAAAAUGACAUCUGGUCUUCUUGGGAACCAUUCAACUUUAUUAAAACUUCCAGAAUGAAUAAUCCAAUUUGUACAGGGUUUUCGACCCAUCUCACGGAAUUUUUUACUCAUUUUGACGACGAGGCCUUGAAGCACUUUGCACUUCCUUACGCUGCCUCUAGCAUGAUAUUAGAUCAGUAUCCACCGGGGAUGCAUUCUUUCAAUUCCCUUGAUAUUUUUGAUAGUUUAUAUCACGAUGCAUGUGCCCAAGCAUCCAAGGGCCUAGUAGCAUACCGACUAGCAGCAAAUCUCACAGUCCCGGAUUUAGACAUUUACAAUGAAUUGGGAUCUUCAAAGCAAUUGCAAAUGAAUUACCUGGCUCGGUUCUAUGGGAAUCCAGUCUUUCCCCUUUCAGGAGAGACGUGCUUCAGUUGUCUACGGCGCAGACCCAUGUACAAGCUACCAUGCGGGCAUUGGACAUGCCAGAUAUGCGUUAAGAUCUUUCAUACUACCUGCCAUGAAGACCCCUGGCUGUUUUGUGUUGAUAGAUGUGUACUCUGUGGAAUUGAAACUGCUAAGCUUCGUAUUCGAAUUAAACCAGACACAGCAACACCCCGCGUGCUAAGUAUAGAUGGUGGGGGAACCAGAGGUCGUAUUCCUCUAGAGUUCCUCCGAAUAUUGCAAGAUUAUGUUGGAUUACCCAUGCCAAUACAGCGAAAUUUUGACGUUGUAUACGGCACAAGCUCUGGUGCGUUAAUUGCCUGUGCGCUAAUUAUCAACGGUUGGCCUAUUGAACGGUGUAUUGAAUAUUUCGAGGAAUCAUCAAUAAAAGCGUUUGAGAAGCGGCCGUUAUUUCAACUCUUUUACUACCUUUUUGGUUACAUCCCUAUCCUAUCUCCAGCUUUUCGUUUUAUAAUGUCCCUAUUAGUCGGUAGCAAGUAUUCAGCUAGAGAGCUAGAAAUGAUACAGCAAGAGGUGUACGGCCUGUAUCAAAGCAUCAUGGAUUCUAAGGAGGCUAGUGAAAUGGGAACGUGUAUGGGAGUAACACUUACUAGCACAGACGAUACAAGCACCUUUAUAGCAACGAACUAUGGUGACGCUGGUAACGACUGUGAAAGAAAUGGCAACUAUUUCACGCCACAUCACAUAGAUGGCAUUGGUACUUUCCAAGACGGCGGUCUUACUUUUAAUAACCCGGCCCCGAUUGCUCUAAAAGAAGCAGCAGCCUUAUUUCCAGCUACACCUGAGCCCAGCAUAGUUGCAUCCUUUGGGACGGGUACGACUCGAACCAACCACCGCGGCCCACUGGCUUGGUGGAAAGAAUUAUAUCCAGCUCGGCUAGCCCGCGCUGUUCGUAAGCACUGGGACUCUGAUAAUGCCUGGAAGCAGCUUAUGAGUCAUCAAAAAGCCGGUGGUCGUGGCGAAUUUUUCCGAUUUGACGUCGAGUUUAAAUCUCAGCUGCCUGCUUUAGAUAAUGUUAGUAGUAUAAACGAAGUAGCUGGGAUCGCUCGCGAAGCUGCCCUUGGUUCAGCCGCCAUGAAGCAACUUGGAAGUUGCCACCGAGCGGAGUUAUUCUUUUUCGAGCUGGACGUAACCCGCCCACCCUGCUUUGUAAAUGGUGUGUAUGAGUGCGUAGGGCAUAUUCAAUGUCGACUACGAGCUGGAACUGUCGAAUUUGAUACUUUCAUGGAUCAGUUACGUCAUGGCUCUGCUUCAUUUAAAUGUCAAGGGCGAACACAAUCUGGAUCUUUUCAAAGGGCAGGGAGGAUAGGAACUUACGGCAACUUUCGCCAAGAGAUAGCUUUUUUUAUAUCGAGUCAGCAGCAGCGGCUUGAAAUCUCUCUUGUGGAAGGGAACCCACCAUCCAUCUGCCACAUUAGUGGCUCUCCUUUCACGCUAAAUUCACUAAUUAAGCAACAAAAUAUCGAUGCUUGUUUCGGUACCAUGGAUCAUCAGGAGAGAGUAGCUGGGGGCAAUUCUACAUAUCCGUAA